Messenger RNA from Schistocerca gregaria, 3973 nucleotides. RefSeq lists its product as uncharacterized. NCBI's taxonomy places the organism in Eukaryota, Metazoa, Arthropoda, Insecta, Orthoptera, Acrididae. The transcript is spliced from 2 exons. The record is from RefSeq and is a predicted model, not a curated record. Bases 844 to 2481 code for a protein of 545 amino acids. Gene Ontology annotation, molecular function: nucleic acid binding. Gene Ontology annotation, biological process: DNA integration.
UCUUCUUCUGCAGUGAACUUGUUUGGUUUGGAUUUAUUUCAGUUGUUUAACCUGUCUAUAGUAAAUAAGGUCCUAUCAGUGAACCACACUGUGCCUUCAGACAGCGUUUCUCGUCUAUGUGAAGAAUUUGCAGACAUUUUUGCACCAGGCCUCGAUUGCGCUAAGAACUAUAAAGCACAUUUGGAACUGAAAGUCAACGCGCAACUGAAAUUUUUCAGAGCGCGCAAUGCUCCCCACGCAUUGUGUGCUGAGGUCGCAAAAACAUUACACGAUUUGGAAUCACAAGGUGUGAUUGAACGUGUGCAGGCUUCUCUCUGGGUAUCACCCUUAGUAAUUUUGCUGAAACCUUCCGGGCUGUUGAGACUUUGUGUGGACUUCAAGGCAACAGUGAAUCCACAACUAGUGAUUGCAACUUUUCCUUUACCCCGCCCGGAAGAUCUUUUUGACAAACUGUGCCCGGGUAAAUAUUUUUCGAAGUUGGACCUAGCAGAUGCGUACUUGCAAAUACCGGUGGACGAAGAAUCCCAGCGCGUUUUGGUGGUUAACACGCAUCUUGGUUUGUAUCGAUUCAAAGGAUUGCCAUUCAGGUGUGCAUCCACCCCUGCAUUGUUUCAGCAAUAUCUACAAACUGUUUGUGCGUCAGUCCCUACUGCAGCAAAUUAUCUGGACGAUAUUGUGAUCUCUGGAAAGACGGAAGGAGAACAUUUGGCCAAUCUCAGAACAUUAUUUCAGGUCUUGCGACAAAAUGGUCUUCGCUUGCGGAAGGACAAAUGUGAGUUUUUUGCUCGGGACUUGCCAUACCUGGGACAUGUAAUCAACACCCAAGGCAUACAUUCCAGUCCCAUGCACCAUCGUGCCAUACACGACUUGCCUUCGCCGCAGAAUUUGAAGCAGCUACAGAGUGUGCUGGGAAAAAUUAAUUCUUAUCGACGUUUUAUACCACACGCCUCUUCCAUUUCAGCUCCGCUACAUCGCUUACGCCAUAAAGGUGUUCCGUUCAUCUGGACGACGGAGUGCGAACACGCCUUUCACCAGUUGAAAUCGAUGUUGCUUUCCAAUACUUGCCUUACACCAUUCGAUCCCCAGAAGCCCCUUUUGUUGAAGGUGGAUGCAUCUGAUUUCGGGAUCGGUGCUGUGCUUGCGCACAGAGAUGGAUCGCACGAUCGCCCUAUUACAGAUCUCCCUAUUCACAUCGAGAAAGAAGCAUUGGCUCUUGUAUUUGGUGUUACAAAGUUUCAUGAUUUCUUGUAUGGUCGUCACUUUACCAUAAUCACAGACCACAAACCUUUGACAUCGCUUUUUCAUCCGACCAAGCCUGUACCUGCACGUACAGCGCAGAAAUUCAUUCGCUGGUCUAUUUUCCUCUCACAGUACUGCUACGAUAUCUUGUAUCAGUCCACUGCUAAGCACAGAAACGCCGAUGCGUUGUCCCGCUUGCCUGUUGCUGAGUAUAGGGCAUUCGAUUCCUCUGAACUUGCUUGCGUGCUCUUUGAUGCGGAAACCGUUGACGUGUUUGAAUUGUUUCCGAUUGAUUUUCGUUGUGUAGCUAUAGCCACAGCUGCCGACCCUGUCCUUGCUACCGUUUUGCGUUUUGUUGCUACACAAUGGCCCUUGUCAAAGUCACGGAUUGGGGACCUGUUUGUUCGCCGAUUUUUUGCUCACAAGGAGAGACUUUUUGUACGAUGUGGUGUUUUGCUGUUGCGUUCUGAUAAUGAUCAGUCCAGGGUUGUGGUACCACGGUCGUUACAGUCCUCUGUCUUACAGCUUCUCCACAAAGGACAUUGGGGUAUAGUGAGAACGAAACAACUUGCUCGUCAGCACUGUACUUGGUUCGGAAUCGAUGCCGCGAUUACAAAUAUGUGCUCAUCUUGCAUGGUGUGUGCCGAACAACAAUCAGCACCAUCGCGGAAAUUCUUUGCAUGGCCAAAGGCCACUUCCCCUUGGCAACGCUUACACAUAGAUUUUGCUGGUCCAUUCUGGAAUGCUCGAUGGUUGGUUGUGGUGGAUUCCUUCAGUAAUUUUUCUUUUGUUGUCUGGAUGUCUUCCACGACGUCAUCUACCACCAUCCAAGCGUUAUCUGCUAUCUUUUGCAUUGAAGGUCUCCCACAGACACUCGUUUCCGACAAUGGACCACAAUUCAUGUCCGCAGAAUUUCAGUCAUUCUUCAAGGCCAAUGGUAUUCAACAUCUGACGUCCGCGCAGUUUUCGUCACAGUCAAACGGUGCUGCUGAACGAUUGGUCAGGACUUUCAAGUCACAGAUGUUGAAGUUGAAAGACUCGCAUUCUCGGGAGGACGCAUUAUUUCUCUUUUUGUCCUCGUAUCGCUCUCAGCCCCUAGAUGGUCGCUCACCGGCUGAGUUGCUCCACGGUCGCCCUCAUCGAACCUUGAUGUCUUUGCUACAUCCGCCGCAUCAGGUUCCUGUGCAGCGGCAGAAACCUGCUUUUGCUCCAGGCGACGUUGUCUACUAUCGGCACUAUUGAUGUUCAUGGCGUUGGCUCGAAGGUCGCAUUCUUUGCUGCCUCGGACGUGCUAUGUAUCUGGUUUUGGGGGCCUCUGGUGAGGUGCCUCGGCAUCUCAAUCAGUUGCGCCUCUGUCGUCGCACGGGAUCUGCCCCUCGCCAUCUGCUUUCAGCGACGGUGCCGUCCGAUCAGCGCCCCAGGGACCCAUCUACUGGCUUGCCUCAGCCCCAGGUGUUACCGACGCUGCCUUACAUUUUGCCCCAUGGCGCCGCGCCGCCGCCGCUGCCGCCGCCGCCUGUUCUCCUGCCGGCGACGCCCGCAGUGGACGCGUCGCUGCAACCGCCGGGUGCCUUCCUGGGUCACGCUUCUCCGAUUGCUUCCCGUGACCAGUUGUCCUCCGACAUGGAACUCUUUCCCGCUUCGGACCAUGUGUCGUCUUCGCCCGUCGGGUGCCCUGGCCCGAUGGAGGUUGACCCUUCGUCCCCUCCUGUCUCUCUACGGGCGCAUACACCGCAUGUUGGCGUGCACCCUGGAGCAGGUUUUCAGGCGUUUCCUAGCUCCCCGUGGUCCGAAUGGCAGGGUGCGGGUGGCACAGCCUCGCCUGUUGUUAGGCUCCCCACCUCGUCGCAUACGUCAACAUGCGGUCCUCCCCACGGCGGGCGUAAGCCUUAUGCCACAACCGUACACCGAUUUGUGGGGUGGAAUGUGGUGUCACCGCCAGACACCACACUUGCUAGGUGGUAGCCUUUAACUCGGCCACGGUCUGUUAGUAUACGUCGGACCUGCGUGUCGCCACUAUCAGUGAUUGCAGACCGAGUGCCGCCACACGGCAGGUCUAGAGAGACUUCCUAGCACUCGCUCAGUUUUACAGCCGACUUUGCUAGCGAUGGUUCACUGACUUCUACGCUCUCAUUGGCCGAGAUGAUAGUUAGCAUAGCCUUCAGCUACGUUAUUUGCUACGACCUAGCAAGGCGCCAGUAUCCGUACUAUUGAUAUUGUGAAUCAUGUACCAUAAAGAGCGACGUUCUCCAUUAAUGGAUUAAAGUUAAGUAUUCCACCAGCUACGUCCGUUUUUCUCAAUUCUAAUUCCCUUGUCAUGUUCCAGACCUCACGUGAGCCUGCGUGAGCUAAAACGCGUGCAUUUCAGCCUCCUUUAACCAUACGGUUGGCUCUCCUGCCAACCACAAUAGUAUCCAUUAAAAAGUUUUAUUUGCAAUACAAGAAAUAACUUCAGAGAUUUGGUAUUUUCUGUUCAUCAUUGGACUUAAUGACUUAGCUUACCACAUAUGAGCAAAUAAUUUGUGUGUUAUGCAGAUGGCAUAACACUCUCAAUACACACAUGACACAACAGAACUGCAUCAGGCAACACAGGAAAAACUAGAACUAGUAAUGAAUUGGUUUUUUUCUAAUGAACUCCUAUGUAAUCCUGAUAAAACACAAGAACUAAUUCUGGGUUUAACUACAGCUGUUGAAAGCAAAUCAUGAAAUUCUGAAAAUUAAAAAAAAAAAAGUA